Humulus lupulus (European hop) is the source of this 1022-nucleotide messenger RNA. Its product is annotated as PRA1 family protein E-like. Gene Ontology annotation, biological process: vesicle-mediated transport. The transcript has a single exon. Bases 134 to 688 code for a protein of 184 amino acids. The record is from RefSeq and is a predicted model, not a curated record. NCBI's taxonomy places the organism in Eukaryota, Viridiplantae, Streptophyta, Magnoliopsida, Rosales, Cannabaceae. Gene Ontology annotation, cellular component: endoplasmic reticulum; Golgi apparatus.
UAAGACUCGAAUUCAAUACACUACAAGUCCCUCUCUCUCGAAAUCUUAGGACCAAACUCUCUGAUUCAUCAUCAUCAUCAUCUUCAAGCUUCGGAUCGCAUAGCAGAUCCAUCUCCACAACACUCCACCAUCAAUGUCUCCAUCUUCACCGCAAGAUUACUACACCACGAGCUCCCAAGGCUUCUCACGCUCCGCACCCACAUUCGCCACGCGCCGCCCAUGGCGGGAGCUCGUCCAACCCAUUUCCGCCUUUACCCGCCCUCACACCUUCGGCGAAGCCACGACCCGCAUCAACCGCAACCUCAACUACUUCCGCGUCAAUUACGCCAUGGUUGUACUGUUGAUCCUCUUCCUCAGCCUCCUCUGGCACCCGCUUUCUCUCAUCGUUUUCUUGGUCGUUCUCGUCGUCUGGUUAGCCCUCUACUUCUUCCGAGACGGCCCAAUUAACGUUUUCAACAACACGAUCGAUGACCGCAUCGUCUUGGUCCUUCUCGGCGUUGUCACUAUAGUAGCCCUGGUCUUCACCAGUGUAUGGCUUAACGUGUUGAUCUCGGUCUUGAUUGGCGCCACGCUCGUUGGAUUACAUUCCGCCAUUAGAGGCAUCGAAUAUCUGUACUCCGACGAGCAAGAAGCCGCCGAGGGUGGGUUGCUUUCGGUCGUUGGGAGUCCACCGCGUACUGGGGUUUAGUCGUUUUCGGCCCCCAAAUUCCUGGUAUUGCCAAGACUUUGAAGAAUCUUGAGUAAUUAGGGUUGUAGUGAUUCAUAAAUUUUGAAGCUUCAAUUUCAGAUUUUAGAAAAAGGAAGAAGAAACUUGAGAAUUGUUUUGCUUGUAAUCUUGUUUUUUUUUUUGUCUUUCCCCAAUAUCUUUGUACAUGUACUAGUGGGAAAUGACAAUUUUUUUCAGUCUUUAUAUGUUUUCUGAAAUUGAAUUUUAAUUAGUGCAAUAUAUAAAGUUAUUAUAGUAAUUGGUCAAAGACAAUUAGUGUGUAUCUGAAUUUGAUUAAAAUUAAGGUUGUUUUCUU